Pisolithus orientalis is the source of this 363-nucleotide messenger RNA. RefSeq lists its product as uncharacterized. NCBI's taxonomy places the organism in Eukaryota, Fungi, Basidiomycota, Agaricomycetes, Boletales, Pisolithaceae. The transcript has a single exon. The record is from RefSeq and is a predicted model, not a curated record. Bases 1 to 363 code for a protein of 120 amino acids.
AUGCCUGGACCUGCACCCAAGCCCUCACCAGUCCAGUCGACAAUCCUCAUGUGUCACUUUCUGAUCGAUGAACUGCAAGUCGAGAUUGAACCAUUCUUUGCAACUGUGACCAGUUUACUGGACAAACCUGGAGACAUUGAAGUGACAGCCCAGAGUGACACUCCAUCGGCUGCAGAAAUUCUGGAGGUUGAAUACCCAUGUGAGCAGUCAACAGUGAACAUCGUUGAGCAUCUGCAAGUGCUUGAGGCGAGGGCUGAGGAUGAGGAAUUUGAGCUGGAGCAGGUCUACUGGCUGCUGGAGAUGUUGGCAAGGCAGGUAACACAUCAGAUUGAGACUGUGUGGGCUAGACAGGAGGAGCUGUGA